AUGUCACUCCAGCACCUCGACAGCGCCCCCAAGGCAGACGACUUCACCCCGCUAUCAGAACACCAAUCCCAGACCCCGACUUCCUUCUUUGGCGCAAAACCCGUCCUACAUGCUCAUUAUGAGGGAAUGACUCUGGUGACAGCUGCCGAUCAGCUUAAACAAGAUGCCGCAUUCAGCAAAUUCAGCUCCAAGCGCGAGGGCGAAGAGGAUCUGGUCGAGGGCGUUGACAUUUGGGUGUCUUCAGAAAAUGUCGUUCUGUUCCAGAGCACGCCCUCGCCCGUCGGCGUAUCCAUCCCGUUCCCAUCCCUCGCGCUCCACGCAACGAUGAAGUACAAGUCCACCAUCGAGGCGCUAUACGUAAAUAUCUCGCUCAACGAUGCCGAAUCCGUAAACGAAGACGAUGACAUCCAUAUGCUCGAAAUCACCGUGCUGCCACCAUCAUACACUUCGAAACCCACCGAGACAUGUAUCACGGAGCUGUUCAAUGCGCUGAACACUUGCGCUGAUCUGCACCCCGAUCCAGAUGGCAGCGACGACGAUGGCGACGACAUACUGGAUGAUUCAGCGCCCGGCGCAUCGGGUUGGAUAACAGCGGAGAACAUGGAUGAAUACAUGGACGAAAACGGCAACUUCAGCGGCAUGGUCAUCGGUGAGGAGCUGGGUCCCGGAGCUGGAACAGUGAGGGCAAGGGAAGACGUCGAUGGAGACGCUAACGGAACAAACGGCGCGAAUGGACACGAAGAAAAGUACUACCGUACUGGAUAA
This is a messenger RNA of Alternaria ethzedia, 765 nucleotides long. RefSeq lists its product as uncharacterized. Bases 1 to 765 code for a protein of 254 amino acids. Gene Ontology annotation, cellular component: cytosol; spliceosomal complex. The record is from RefSeq and is a predicted model, not a curated record. Gene Ontology annotation, biological process: mRNA cis splicing, via spliceosome. NCBI's taxonomy places the organism in Eukaryota, Fungi, Ascomycota, Dothideomycetes, Pleosporales, Pleosporaceae. The transcript has 2 exons.